Epinephelus moara (kelp grouper) is the source of this 1623-nucleotide messenger RNA. RefSeq names its product ELOVL fatty acid elongase 8b (gene elovl8b). The transcript is spliced from 10 exons. The record is from RefSeq and is a predicted model, not a curated record. Gene Ontology annotation, biological process: fatty acid elongation, polyunsaturated fatty acid; very long-chain fatty acid biosynthetic process; fatty acid elongation, saturated fatty acid. Gene Ontology annotation, molecular function: fatty acid elongase activity. Gene Ontology annotation, cellular component: endoplasmic reticulum membrane. Bases 306 to 1097 code for a protein of 263 amino acids. NCBI's taxonomy places the organism in Eukaryota, Metazoa, Chordata, Actinopteri, Perciformes, Serranidae.
UACUCUCGCUAUGAACCAUGGGAAAUCCCCCAAGAAAGUUUGCAGAUUUGAGGAGUCACACAAAAGGCGUCGGGGGAGUCCGGACUUGGUGAUCCGACCAAGACAAGACAAGACCCGGCUGGUAGCUCCAGUCCGUCCUCAUUGUUUCAUCAUCUCAGAAAAAUCCAGAUUUGGCUGCAGCGCGCUGCAAGUUGAACUUUGCUGAUACUGGUUUGCCAGGUGGCGUUCAAAGGUUCUCCAGCGUGCAGCGUGCUCACUCAGGUUUAACGGUAAAACACCUGCUGCAAGGUGUGCAUCAUUUUCAGAUGGCUUCUGCAUGGCAAAGUGUCCUGUCUGUGCACCAGAGGAUAGUGGACAAUGGAGACAAGAGAACGGACCCGUGGCUGCUGGUCUACUCCCCCGUCCCGGUGGCACUCAUCUUCCUGGUGUACCUCUGCGUGGUCUGGGCCGGCCCUCGUCUGAUGAAACACAGAGAACCCGUUGACCUCAAAGUGGUUCUCAUUGUUUACAACUUUGCCAUGGUCGGCCUGUCCGCCUAUAUGUGCUAUGAGUUCCUGGUCACAUCCUGGCUCUCGAGCUACAGCCUCCUCUGUCAGCCUGUAGAUUACAGCACCAACCCGCUGGCAUUGAGGAUGGCCAGAGCCUGCUGGUGGUUCUUCUUCUCUAAGGUCAUAGAGCUCAGUGACACAAUCUUCUUCAUCCUGAGGAAGAAGAACAGCCAGCUGACGUUCCUUCAUGUUUACCACCACGGUACCAUGAUCUUCAACUGGUGGGCGGGAGUCAAGUACGUGGCCGGCGGACAGUCGUUCUUUAUCGGCCUGGUCAACACCUUUGUUCACAUUGUGAUGUAUUCUUACUACGGCCUGGCUGCGCUCGGCCCUCACAUGCAGAAGUACCUGUGGUGGAAGAGAUACCUCACCUCUCUGCAGCUGGUGCAGUUUGUGCUGUUCCUCCUGCACACAGGCUACAACCUGUUCACAGAGUGCGACUUCCCCGACUCCAUGAACGUGGUCGUGUUUGGUUACUGCGUCACCCUCAUCAUCCUCUUCAGUAACUUCUAUUUUCAGAGCUACCUCAACAAGAAGAAGCAGAAAUAAGACACAGUGAUUGUGAAGCUUUAUGAAACUGUGAACAGCCGGAAAGAACACACCCCUAAGGAUGGAGAAGGCAGAAGCACACUGCCGCGAUGAAUGAGAAGAAUCCAGAGACCCUCAGCAGAAAGUUCUCCCUCAGCUCCUUCUUCAACACCGAUGAAAAGGAAUCUUGAUGGUACUGUGUGUGAAAAUCCUACACGGUGCCCUCUCAUGCACAUGUGCCUUACUGUCAAAGCAUCACAGUGUGUUCCUAUGUUAAAUGAUUAUUAUGGUCCAUUCACACAAAAUAAAAAUACCAUCAGUUUAUUUUAACAAGAUCAGUUUUUAAAAUGGUAUAAAACGUAUUUUGCUCUUACGAUGUUCCUGCAGGAACUUUCAGUGAAUAAACAGUGUAGUUUGAUUUGUACUGACCUCAUUGUAGAUAAUAUUUGUAUCACUAUAUUGUGACUAGUCGACUUGUUUUUGAUGCAGUAUGUAAUAUAAUUGUCAUGCUCAUUUCCACAAUAAAAAAAUAAUGCAAGUUGAGAAA